Messenger RNA from Microstroma glucosiphilum, 2180 nucleotides. Its product is annotated as DUF862-domain-containing protein. The record is from RefSeq and is a predicted model, not a curated record. Gene Ontology annotation, molecular function: peptidase activity. The transcript has a single exon. Lineage: Eukaryota; Fungi; Basidiomycota; Exobasidiomycetes; Microstromatales; Microstromataceae. Gene Ontology annotation, biological process: protein modification by small protein removal. Bases 100 to 2046 code for a protein of 648 amino acids.
CACUGAGCAGGCCGCGUCAGCACAUUUUGCCUCACUUCUCCCCUCGUUCUUGUCUAAUAACCCUUUUCAGACUAUAGACCCCUUUAGGGCAUCUCGAACAUGGCAGAGGAAAUCUCAUACCCGGUGGAGCUGUACGUCUACGACCUGUCCGGCGGUCUCGCACGUCAGCUAUCCGCCAGCCUGCUCGGACGACAAAUCGAUGCCGUAUACCACACGAGCAUCGUCAUCAAGUACAGCACUCCCCGGGAAUUCUUCUUCGGACAGGGCAUCAGUGUGACUUCUCCUGGUGGCAGCCACCAUGGAAGGCCCAUGGAAAUCGUCCCGCUCGGCAGUACCAGCAUAGACGAGGAGACGUGGAAUGAGAUCCUGCAAGAUCUGAGAGGGCGGUAUACCCCAGCAGCCUACAAUCUCAUGACCAACAAUUGCAAUAAUUUCUCCGACGAGGUGGCCAAUAUCCUGGUGGGAAGAUCUAUUCCGGCGCAUAUCACAUCUCUUCCGUCCGACUUCCAGAAUGCUAUGGGAGCAACGGCGGCCAGGCGUGGCAAUGGGCCAAUGGCUGGUCCAGCUGGACCCUCGCCCCUCCUUGGACUGAUGGACCAAUUCAAUCAAAGGGCACAGGGUGGUUCCUAUGGUCAGCAGAGUGCUCCUGCUGCCGCCUUAGCCUUGGGCUCAACUUCUGGUUCACCACCUCCUGCGAAUCUCAUCGACAUCACCUCGGCACAGCACCUCAAUGAAACACUACAAAGGUGGAAUUGCGCUGUUGUGCUGUUCACCAACACAAAGACCUGCCCUCCGUGCAAGAUGCUUCACCCGAAGUUCGUAGAGAUGGCGAGGGAAUAUUCAGCCCCUGUACAAGCAUCCUUGAAGAAGCAUAAGAACAUCGCAUUUGUUGUCGUGGACUCAUCACCGGCCACGCAGACACUCAUGGCCAGCAAUGGGAUCAGGGGGACACCUACGCUCAAAUUCUUCGUGAAGGGCAGGGAAAGGCACAGCUUCAGCGGAGCAGACGUGGCAGAGCUGCGCUCCCAAGUCGACUUGACCCUCUUUGAGAUCUGGGUGGCCCACCCUCACACGCAGCUGAAGCCUCCUCUGACGUCGAAGAAGAGCAUUCCGAAAGAGUACAUUAUCUCAUCUUCUAUACCCAAUUUUGCGUCGGCGGUCAGAGUGCUGGACGAAGCCGUGUCUGCUCUCAAGACUAGCGACUUCAAGGCCAAGGCAGAUGUGCAAGACUGUCGCAAGGUCAUUGCUAAGCGCGUCGUACCCUGGCUAGAGGCCAGAUUCGGAGCGAAUGGCGACCCCAAGAAGGUCCUGACGCAGGAAAUUGCGACGGCCUGGAAAGUGGCAUCGCGGAUACUGAUGGAGAAGCUGCCUAUGACGGCCGUCUUCCCACUGAUUGACAUGCUUCGCGUUGCAACUCUCGACGAUACUGCGCUCCUGGCACUCGGCGACGUUCCCAAGACGACGAUCCACCAGGCGAGCAAAAUUCUCGAAGGCGCAACGGAUGGGACUUCCAAUCGACCUCUGUGGCUAACAACGCUCCGUCUAGCAGGCAACGUCAUGAGCAACCCCUUUUCCCUCGGCACAUCCGAAGACUUCGAGCCGAUUGUCUCCCUCAUCUUCUCGGGGAUGCUGCAGGAGGACAAGGCCAUCAGGAACGCCUCCUCCUCUGCUGCUUUUAACGUCUGUCUCUUCAAGACCAAAGGCCGCGUAGACUUCAUCGAGCGAGAUGUAGCUGCGCGCAACGGCGACUCUUCUGACAGUGGGGUGUUGUUGGGUGAAGACUUUGACACUCAAGCCCUCUCUGCCCUGGUGCAUGCGAUUGAGAAUGAACACGAGUCAGUGGAGACGCUCCAUCGACUUCUUGCGUGCGUAUUUCAGCUGCAGUACCUCUCAGAGCAUUACGAGGAGCACAAAGAGUUGCUCGAGGUUCUGGACCUUGCGACGAUACUCGAGGGCAAAGAAGAGAUGGAAUUGCUCAAGGGCGCUGUAAAAGAGGAGGAAAUUAGGACGCUAUUGAAGGACUGUGCUAGGCUUUUGAAGACGUAGAUGGAGUUCAGCGCGGCCAAGGUCAGAAUUUUGUAGAUACCCAAAUCAUAAAUACAGGUCAAUGCUCAAGUGUAUUGCAGCGAUAAUGAAAUGAUCACAGAGUCGCAGCUCUGACACUCUGGUUUGCAAUCCGA